AUGUCCACUAACAAUAACAAUUACGAAAUUCCACUUAUAAAUGUCGACCCCCUUUCGCUCGAUAAAGGAAAGGGCAAAGAAGUGUUACAAAGUGAAACAACCUUAGUUGUCACUACAAAACAAA
Messenger RNA from Funneliformis mosseae, 124 nucleotides. Lineage: Eukaryota; Fungi; Glomeromycota; Glomeromycetes; Glomerales; Glomeraceae. The record is from the annotation of a GenBank genome assembly.